Nothoprocta perdicaria is the source of this 3545-nucleotide messenger RNA. It is a transcript of the gene OSGIN1, whose product is annotated as oxidative stress induced growth inhibitor 1. The record is from RefSeq and is a predicted model, not a curated record. The coding region runs from base 822 to 2312 and encodes 496 amino acids. The transcript has 10 exons. NCBI's taxonomy places the organism in Eukaryota, Metazoa, Chordata, Aves, Tinamiformes, Tinamidae.
AAUGUCUGGCUGGUGUCCUAGUUGUUUGUUGCUUUUGAGUUGCUUUUUUGACUUUACUUUGGUUUUGCCAGGUGACUUUGGAUCACCUGGGCAGUUCUUGGAUUUAUCCUGUCUCUGUUGAUCUUUUGGCUUGGUAAAUUUUGGCUUGCCUUAUUCCUGCUGCUGGUUCAGCCAAGGAGACUGAAGGAAUAAUUAACAUAUACGAGCUGCAUUUACAAGCUGGAAAAUGUGUGUGCUUUACCUUCUAAACAGCCUGAUGCCUUGCUGAACAUGAAGCAGAAUCAAAGUGGAGGAGGAAAGCCCUAAUCUCCAUGGAAAACAUAUUUGUGGAAGCAAGGGAAUAGCUGGCAAAGUUCUACAUGCCUGAGAUGAACUGUGCAAUCUGAGUGCACUCUCUGGACAGCACUUAGUAGUGACACUUGAUUGAUGUUCUAAGGCUGGCAUCAGUACCAUGAGCAGAACAAGCUUGCCUUUUCCCAAAGGGCAGAAAAGGGAGAAAAACAGAAAGCAUUUGGUUUGAAUGCCUUCUACUAUCAAGAUCAGCUCAGCCUUCAGUACACUCAUGGGCAUGGGCUUUGUGUCUCAAGUAUGCAGAAAUAACAGCCACUCCUGAGGCAAACCCAGCAGUGACCUUGCAUAAGCUCCUCUUCGUGUGUGCUUUUUUCCAGAUGUUUUCAAGAAGCUGUGGUAGAAGUGGUUGAUGCCUCUGGACAAUUGAAGACCAGGAAAUUAAAAGCAAAAGUCUGAGACCAAAGCMAGGAAGACCUCCCUCUGAGAACAGCAAGGGAGGAGAUGGCUGCAAGGUGGACCCCGGGACCUAAAUGCUUUCRGACAGGAAGAUGUAUUCGGGGCUGAACAAACACCCCAAUAGGGGUGGGUUUAAGCCGCUUCCUGUGGUCAUCAUAGGGAAUGGACCUUCAGGAAUCUGUCUGUCCUAUUUGCUGUCAGGCUAUGUCCCUUACUUCAAAAGAGAUUCUCUUCAUCCUCAUUCCAUUCUGCAGAGGAAACUGGAAGAGGCACCAGAUGUGUCCAUAUUGGACCAGGAUUUGGAGUACCUGUCUGAAGGGUUGGAAGGACGAUCCCACAGCCCAGUGGCUCUUCUCUUUGAUACUCUACUGCGUCCGGACACGGACUUCGGCGGAACGGCAGAAUCUGUCCUUACUUGGUGGCACGAGGCCAAUAGAGCUCUCCCGCACCUGGUCCUUGGCAAAAACCCUCCUGGAGGGGCUUGGCAUUCUAUCGAAGGAUCGAUGAUUACCCUGAGCAGAGGAGAGUGGAUGGGGCUGCCAGACCUCCCGUUCAAAGACUGGUUGAGGCAAAAGAGAAGAGGCCUGAGAAAUGAUAGAGCCACAGCAGGAGAUAUUGCUCAAUAUUACCAACACUAUGUGAUGAAGAAAGGGCUGCAGAAGAACUUCAGAUGUGGGACUUUUGUGACCUCUGUGAGGAAAGUGACUACAGAGAGUAUCUCCAACCACGCACAGAAGGAGGGAAGUGACUCCCUAUGGAACCUCACCRAGGAAAAUAUGGAGGUCUUCAAGGUGGAUGGAUUUUUCAAAAAUGGGGAAGGUGAUAAGGAACCCUUCUCCAUCUAUGCAGAGAAUGUGGUCUUAGCUACAGGAACGUAUGAUAGGCCCACUUGGCUUGGAGUCAAGGGGGAGAACCUUUCUUAUGUCCAUCACCAGCUCUCUGCCCUGGAGGAAGCAGUGAAGGACGGCAGCAUUAGCAUCAUGUCGGAUCCCGUCUUGAUUGUGGGUGCUGGUUUGACAGCUGCCGAUGCGAUUCUCUUCGCCCACUACUGCAACAUUCCAGUAAUCCAUGCUUUUCGGAGAAGAGUCAAUGAUCCCGGUCUUAUUUUUAACCAGCUCCCCAAAACGAUGUAUCCUGAAUACCACAAAGUGCAUCAGAUGAUGAAGGAACAGACUGCUGCUUGUUCUGGGCCCUAUGAGUGCUAUGUUAGCCUUCCUGAACACCAGGUGCUGUCCUUUGGCAAGGACAAGAAAUGCAUCCUUCAAGAUGGGAAUGGCUACCAGAAAGUUUAUAAAAUUUCCAUGGCUCUUGUACUAACGGGCUCAAACCCCAAUCUUUCCUUCCUGCCAAAUAAUGGCAUUGACUUGGCAAUGGACUGUGACCAACCAGUCAAUCCCAAGAGGAACCCCAUAGAUGUUGASCCAUUCACCUAUGAAUGUGCUCAGGAGAAAGGGCUUUAUGCUCUAGGYCCCUUAGCUGGGGACAACUUUGUACGCUUCGUGCAGGGAGGGGCUCUGGCAGUUGCCAGCUCCCUCUUAAAGAAAGCAAAUAAAAAUCCCCCCUAAUGAAAAGCGUCCCCUCCCUCCAUGCUAACAAUGUCUCAGUGGGUUCCUGCUGUUUUCCUAGAGGAGCAAGACAAUGUACACCUCAAAUGUGAAGUCCCCACUCCUGGUUUCCAUCAAGGUUAUACAGGGAAUCAUCAGGUUAGCRAGUUCCUUGGGCAGAUGAAGCCACCAAAGGCACAGAGCAGGCUCCACACAGGGACACCCYGAACCCGAGGGGAUUUGGCUCUUUCCCUGCAUGGCUGUGCAUAAAGGCUGAAUCUUGUGCUGCAAAGRUGGAGAGCACGUGACUGCUCCAUACUGCACCUCCCAGGCUUCCGAAAAUAGAAUUGGGGAACAAAUGUUGAUUAUUUCUCGGACAGCAAGCAGGUAAUCCUGUGUCUGUCGGUGUCUCUCUGUCCAGUGUUUUGGGAUGAAACAAAGUGAGUUGGUUGCACUUGCUCCUGUGGUUCAGCUCUGAUCUUAUCAGGCAAAUUACUGAAAGAUGCGGGUAAAUUUUUGGCACUUAGAGUGGUACUCUGUGAAUAAAAACUGACAUAGAAGCACAGUCUAAACCAUAUUUUCUUACUGAUGAUAUCAGCAACAUGCUAUUUUUCUAUUUCUUGACUUUAUUUUUUAGUUCAAGAGUUUGUUUUCUUCUGAAAAGCCUUCGGAAGUGAUGGUACUGCCUUACAAACACCCACUUUGCCCUCCUACAGCACUUUGCUUGCUGACUCCUAAAACUGCAGUGCCGCCUUCCCAGCGGCUGCUCUAAAGACAGCAGAAUUAGAGGGAGCUGCUGCCUUGUCUUAAUUCUGUCCAUGAUUUGUGUGGGAUUUCUGCUGCACAGGUUCUUGCAGGGAAAAACAGUAUGUURUAGUAUGAAUCCCUUAUCUAGUGUGACUUUUCACACUUCUUUUGCUGUUUAUGAAUUUAAGAKUUGUAUUGGCCAAGCACUUUGUUAGGGACUUUCUACUGGGUGGGACUGGUGUCUCGUGGUGCAAACCUCACUCUUGAUUGACCUACAGGACUUUCCAUACCUCUCAAUGGAAAAAAAUAAGAAUCGUGGUUCAUGUUACUCAAUAAAACUGUGCUCCCUGUGGUGCACUGAAACUCACUGGCAUGACAGGAUACUACAGAAUGUCUCUGGAAAGUGCGUGGGGACAGUGGCAGUUUGCUGUGACCUUCACUGGUUGUUCAGGGAGCUAUGCAAGGAACUUGUUUGCAGUGUUGUAUCUCAUGGGAAUAUUUUCAUCA